AUGGAUAUAAAUCAGCUAUAGAGGCACUGCUUAAAAGGGGCGCUGAUGUAGAGUGCAGAGACGGAGAUAAGGAUGGUCAAACACCCCUGAUAUGUGCCGCUUCAUCCGGACAUUUGGAUGUGGUUAGAUUAUUGAUUGAACGGGGUGCCGAUAUUCACAGUGAAGGUUGUUACGGCUAUACACCCGUGAUAUAUGCCGCCAAAAAUGGGCACGAGGAUGUGGUUGGGCUGCUGCUUGCAAUGGGUGCUUACGUUCAGCGUGGUGAUUAUGGUGGUGGCACACCACUAAUCCAUGCUGCAAUAAACGGACAUGAGGGUGUCGUCGGACUGUUACUUGAAAACGGUGCUGGUCUCGAGGAUAGCGAUGACGCUGGUCUCACACCCAUGAUAUACGCUGCUAAAAAUGGACAAGCGGGUGUGGUUAAGCUGCUACUUGAGAAAGGGGCUGAUCUUAUGCGUGGAGAUGAUCAAGGUCGCAGACCACUGGCAUAUGCUGCCGCCGGAGGGCAUGAGUGUGUAGUCAGACUGUUGCUUGAAAAGGGCGCUGAUCCUGGGCAUGGAGAUGGCACUGACCCCAGACAUGAUUCCAUACCCCUUCUGUGUGCUAUCACACAGGAGAAUGAACAUGUGGUCAGGCUACUACUUGAUAGUGGCGCUGGUCUAGAGUGCAGAGACGAGGAGGGCUUCACACCACUGAUCUGGGCUACUUUACAAGAACAUGUUGGUAUAGUCCAGCUACUACUUAAAAGUGGUGUUAAUCUAAAUUGUCAAGAUGAUGAGGGCAAUACAGCACUGAUAUACGCUGCCAGUUAUGGGUAUGAGGAUCUGGUUAUGUUGCUGCUUGACAAGGGUGCUGAUAUGAAGUGCAAAAACUCGUUUGGCAUGACAGCACUCGAGUGUGCUGCCCAGGGUGAACAUCAGAAUGUGGUCAGUCUGAUGCUUGAAUAUGGCGCUGAGGAUGGGUAGUACCCAUAGCCAGACUUUUCCAUCGGAAUGUCGUCAUCUUUCAUCCCAUAUUUCCAUUUCCGAGUUUCGAACACCGCAAACUCAGUGUACCUCAUAUCUCUCUGGGACCAGAACAGCUUCCGGCCGAAUAUGAAAAUCAAAGACAUCCGUCAUUAGUCCCAUGGUCAUACAAGCAUUAGGAACAUCCACAAGACGUGCAACAUGUUGAACUAGUGCGGAGCUGAGCAGCAGAUAAAUCUGUGCU
Aspergillus pseudonomiae is the source of this 1209-nucleotide messenger RNA. Its product is annotated as ankyrin repeat domain-containing protein. The record is from RefSeq and is a predicted model, not a curated record. Gene Ontology annotation, molecular function: transcription cis-regulatory region binding; protein binding. Lineage: Eukaryota; Fungi; Ascomycota; Eurotiomycetes; Eurotiales; Aspergillaceae. Gene Ontology annotation, cellular component: nucleus. The transcript has a single exon. Gene Ontology annotation, biological process: positive regulation of transcription by RNA polymerase II. The coding region runs from base 240 to 965 and encodes 241 amino acids.